CCGAAGAGGAAGAAGAGGUGAUUCGUUGUAUUUGUGGUAUUCUUCGAGACGAGGGAACAAUGAUUCAAUGCGACAAAUGCGAGAUAUGGCAACACUGCGAAUGUGUUGGAGUCAAAGAUGUCGAUUCAGAGAAGCAGUACUUUUGCGAGAAGUGUAAUCCCCGUCCCGUCCCUACAGAAAUACCAUUACCUCCGAGUCAAACACCGCCGGGAAAGUUAAACGGACAUAAAUAUUAUUUAACCCUUCAAUCCAAUGAUCUUCACAUUAAGACCGGAGACUGUGUCUACAUAUACCGCACGAAAGAAGAUGAUAAGCAUAUG
This is a messenger RNA of Medioppia subpectinata, 320 nucleotides long. Lineage: Eukaryota; Metazoa; Arthropoda; Arachnida; Sarcoptiformes; Oppiidae. The record is from the annotation of a GenBank genome assembly.